Procambarus clarkii (red swamp crayfish) is the source of this 10472-nucleotide messenger RNA. NCBI's taxonomy places the organism in Eukaryota, Metazoa, Arthropoda, Malacostraca, Decapoda, Cambaridae. The record is from RefSeq and is a predicted model, not a curated record.
AAGGUCGGUUGUGACCUGCGUCUGGGCUCGGAGAUGAAGGAGGACCAUUGUGGGGUGUGUGGAGGAGACGGCUCCUCUUGCAACAAGCCCUCCUACUACUGGGAGAAGAGAGCCAAUGGUCCUUGCUCUGCUACGUGUGGUGGAGGCUAUCAGAUGCUAUCAGCCGUGUGUGUGGAGCGCUCGAGCGCCAGGCGAACGUCAGAGGAGCUCUGCGACCAUUCCACCAGGCCCAUUCCUGUUAUACUCAACUGUAAUGACGACGCCUGUCCUACCAGCUGGCAGACUGGGGAUUGGGGCAGCUGCUCCGUCACGUGCGGAUCCGGCUACCAGCUGCGGGAAGUGUACUGCGCAGAGCCGCGCAAUACGAGCGCAGUCCGCGUCGCUGACCACUACUGCACCCCUCCCAGGCCCCGCCAUCGUCAGCCCUGUAACACGUACGACUGUCCGCGAUGGUACGACGGUAUAUGGUCCCAGUGUUCAGUGUCGUGUGGUGACGGGGUACAGACGCGGGUGGUGCUGUGUCGCGACGCCCAGGGCCUGUCUUCCCGUCUCUGUCAGGGUGCUACCCGUCCGUCCGACACCCGUCCCUGUCGCACGGGAGUCGCCUGUCCGCCGCCCAAGACCCUCGCUCACCCACGCCACCAGCCUUACACACCGUCGUGGUGGUCGGAAGAGCAGGACGCCCUGGCCAGCGGGGAGGGCCCAGCACCGCCUCUCAUUCCUCGUCCCCAGGCACUGAUUGUCGACCACCAGGUGCCAUCAGAGCCAACAUACAUGAUGGGCAACUGGAGCAGCUGCAGCGUGUCGUGUGGAGAAGGUCAGAGGCGCCGGACUGUCACUUGCAAGAUCUUCUUGGAGUUCUCCCGUACAGUGGCGGUGCUUCCGGAUGAUCAGUGCCCCGGGGCCAAGCCUCCAGAGACCAAACCCUGCCUUCUGCCUCUAUGUUUGCACGAUUAUCGUGGUGGUGAGGUCAGUGAUGCUGCGCAGGAGCAUCCCAUUGUGAGUCUGGAAGAUGCCCAUGAAGAUGAGUCGAAUAAUGACCGCAAAAUUCAUGAGACGCCCUUUCUACCAAGGCUAGUGGAUGAAGAUGCAGCCUCGGGUAGAAGCAAGGAGUUAGGACAGGAUUUAGAUUUGUCGGUGCCGAAGGCACAAGCAUAUAAUGAACCACGUCCUGGCCUCCACUCCUAUGAGACACCUAUUGAUCUGCGUGCUCCCAGUGAUCCCCUACAUCUAUAUGCUAGUGAAAUUGGUGUCAAUAACCAAUAUGAAUCAUAUGAGGUGCCCCAUAGAAAGCCUCAUUUAGAAUCUGAACACUCGGAGAUGAACUCUAUAGAAAUUGACAUGGGUGGAGGUGAGGGAGAAUAUCCUGGGUCUUAUCAGAUUGAUGAGGAGUCCAACGAUGGCCAAGUCUACCAGUGGACCACCCUAGGCUUUGGGUCCUGCAGUGCUUCAUGCCUUGGUGGAGUACAAGAGUCUAUGGUAACGUGUAUCAGGACCUCGGACAGAAAACCGGUAAUAGCACAGCUGUGUAGCACCCAGGUGCGGCCAGACAUCAUUACACGCACCUGCAAUGACCAGCCUUGUCCUCCACGAUGGAAUAUUUCUGAAUUUGGAGAAUGCAGCAAGCCAUGUGGUGGAGGAAUACAGACACGAGAGGUGAAGUGUAUCCACGAAGUGACUCGAGGAGGGACCAAUACUGUAGAAGUGCCCGACAGACUCUGCCCACAACCACCACAUCGUACACAGCAACACUGCAACUUCAGGGAUUGUCCACCAGAGUGGGUUCCAGGCCGAUGGUCGAAGUGUUCAGCACCAUGUGAUGGGGGAGUGAAACAGCGUGAAAUGAAAUGCCACCAGACCCUGGCAAAUGGGCGGAUUGAAGAGAGGCCCAGCAGAGAGUGUCCCCAUCGGCAGCCACGCUCUCUCAGAAAGUGCAACCAGAGGGCCUGCCAGAGCGAGAAACAAGAACCCAGGAAUUCCAUUAUUAAAGCCCAAGUUCACCAAAACUACAUCCAAAGCAAGUUUAUGAAAAGGCUUACUCUCAAGGUUGGUGGAAAGGCUGCAGUGUUCCGAGGAGUAAAAGUGAAAGUGAAAUGCCCCGUGCGACGCUUUGAUCGUGCGAAGAUUACUUGGUGGUACGAAGGUAACAAAAUUGGAAAUAGAGGUUCGGUCAGAACUAACAAAAAUGGUGUUCUUAAAAUCAAAGAAGUGCAGUACCCACAUGCUGGAGUCUAUAUCUGCAAAGCAAAUGUGUCUGAGGCCAAUAUUACCCUUGAGGUGAAGCCCUUACCCUCAAGCUAUCCAUCGUCAGAGGAACUUCAUCAUACAUCUGGCAGCUCGGUUAAUGAAGUCAGUCUCCACAACUUUGAUACUACGGGCACUCUCAAUGGCUAUGAAUGGUUGCCUAACAAGUCCAGUAAGUUCCAAGGCACUGGAGGUCGUCGUCGAAAGGGAAGGAGAAGGAACAAACCCACAAAGAACAAAGGACGCGGAGGUCGCCGUCGUAAAGGUAACUGGGAUAGCGAGUGGCCAAAGAGCAGCAACAAGACAGCGUGGACCAUGCAUACCACAUUUAGACCAAUACUACCUUUCCCCACAAGCUCAGGAUCAGUAACACUGGGAGAAGGACCCUUUAAGGCAUCAAGCAAAAACAUGCACACUGUUGAGGUGACAAGCAGUGAAGCAACUAACACUUUUGACCCCACAUUUUGGCAGCGCAACACUCACACCCAUAAACCUAAACAGGAUUACGUGUAUGGGACGGUCAGACACACUCACGACUGGCCUCUCCACAGUGAGAAGGGUUACCACAGAGAGACGGGAUGGGAUGAAGAGACACACUUAUUUGGAACUACCAAUCAUCUUCCGGAGAAGGACAUUGGUGAAGAAACACAACAUACUUUUGGCACAAUCACUCACCAUAGACAGAAACUUACAAGAUCUUUCUCCAGUGAUGGAAGCCGCUUCACUAGUGAAGAAAACCAGAGUUAUGGUAUUAUACAUUAUGGCCCGCAAGCUGAAACAACAGACACGACAGAUUCUGGACGAACAAGCUGGUCAGAUAUGACCACUGUUCCAGAAACCCACGUGCCUGAGAAGAACCCUGCCUUUGAGGAAGACCGCAAUUCUAUUGAAGAUGCUCUUAGUGGGGUGGAAACAGAGUCGCGUUUCUCGCCGGCACGUAGUGAUUCAGAUAGAGAGCACCGCCACCAUAUACCUCAUCGGUCAGAUUUGAGGUCUUGGUCAAAUCAUGGUGUAACUUGGAACUCAGGUCUUAGCACAGGCCGCAGGCCAAGUCAGAGCACCUCUUCUCCCACUUGGGACUAUGCCUCAAGCACUACCUCAAACAAUUCCCAAUUGUGGCAUUCUUGGACCAACUCUUUGGACCAGCACCAGCAGUACGACCCCCCUGGCACCCCCCACUCGCACACCGAGGCCUCCCCUUCCCUGCCCCCUGCACCUCCCAACACCAGCUCUGGAGGCUCUCGCUCUGUACCCUACUUCCAGAAGCUGCUGUCCAACCUGGAGAGCUUUUUGCCGGCCUCUCUGCAGAGAACAAUCAGCUCUAGGGGAGGACGCCAUGCUGCUCCACCAAGAGACGAGUUUGGUGGAAUGAUCUCUCAUGACCUUGUUCGUGACGUAACUACCACUGAGCAUCCACUCGGAACGCCUGAAAUCCUUGGCAAAGGCACUCGGGAUUCUCUGGAGUUUGAAUGGCAAGUGACAAAUUGGUCCGAGUGUUCCCAGACUUGUGGCUUCACCAGCACUUCUAGUGGAUUUCAGGUUCGGUCCAUGCAAUGCCUAGUGAAGGUGAAUAAUGUGAGUCGGCCAGUGGAUGGGGCAUUGUGCGUGGAUGCUGGACUCGAGGCCCCAGUCACCCUACAGAAGUGCGGUCUUACAGAGUGUCCACAGUGGCAUUUUGGAGAGUGGUCAGAGUGCGAGUCAUCACGCUGUUUCACACUUUAUCAUGCUUUUCAACGUCGUGAUGUGGUGUGCCGACUCCAUAACGGUACAGUUGUCAGUGCUUCACAGUGCGAUGACCGAACUCGUCCCCGGCAUCGGCAAGAAUGCUACAACUAUCAAUGCUCUGGUGUAUGGCGAGUCGGCGAGUGGUCAGAGUGUACUGCACUGUGUGGAGGACAGGGGUAUCGAACUCGGCUUUUGCAGUGUGUUUGGAAUGGUACCAAGAAAGCAGCUGGUAAUGCCUGUCGAGAACUGCCUCGUCCUGAAGUGGUUCGCUGGUGUGACGGUGAACCCUGCCCUGACCUCAGUGAGGAGGAAACCAAGGAGUUGAGCGAGUGUCGGGAUCGGAGUAAGUACUGCAACAUUGUCAAGAGGAUGAACAUGUGCCGCAUCCCAACGUACCGAAAGCAAUGUUGUCGUUCCUGUCCUUAGCACAUCCCUUUUCCUCGCCGUGGAGACACCUUAGCAGAGCCUCACCACCUCAGUACUGUUGGCCCACUUUCAGGUACUGGGAGUCCUUUACCUAGACCAUGUGAUCACAAACACUUGAUAUCACAGGGUUAUUUUAUUCAUUUUAACUUGAGUAAAUCAGAGUGCUAAUGUAAAAGUAAUUAAUAAUAAUAAUAAUAAUAAUAAUAAUAAUAAUAAUAAUAAUAUAUCAUUAAUGGAGCCUCAAGAUCUGUACCAAUUUGAAUUAUUGGUUAAUAUCAUAUAAGCAGAUUCAGAUUAGUUAUAUUCGACUUGGUUCAAUUUUCAUGCAAGCAAACAUUCUUGUGUAGCACAUACGUAUAUUUCUUUUCAACCAGCUUGCACUAGUUCAUGAUAUAACCUUGUAUAUACAGUACAGUACGAGUUUUGAAGCCGAUUCUUGUCCUUCAUUUAAAAAUGCUCAACUCGGAGAGGAGAGGUGACCAUAGAGCAUGAAGUUUAAGUUAUCCAUUAAAAAACAAAUUGAAGAAUACAAGAUGAAUGUUUCAUCAGCCAGAAGAACAUAAUGAGUAUGAAACAAGUCAACACACACACACACACACACACACACACACAGACACACAGACACACAGACACACAGACACACACACACACACACACACACACACACACACACACACACACACACACACACACACACACACACACACACACACACACACACACACACACACGCGCACACAUGGUGGACAUCCGUUGAGUGUUGCAGUCUCGAGGCUCGAGGUGUGUGAAGGUGAUCUGCUUUACAUUGGCCUGAAAUACAACACACUGUAUAUAUUUGAUGUCAUAAAGUUCCAAUGUUUAUGUAUAGAGAGAGACAUUAGCAUAUUUACAUAAUAGUGGUUAGAUAUAAGUGCUAAAAAAAAGGGUAAUAGUUGCUUGUACAGGAAAAUAAUUGAUAAUAUUAUACUGAUAUUUCAAGCAGCUGAAAACUUUAAGUGAUAUUAUAUAGACUGUUGUGGUCCAUGUGCACUUGAAAUUAAGAUUACUGUUCUAAAUUUGGAGUAACUGAUAAUUUUGGAUUGUCUGAGGGCCGUGACAUCACUGAAUAUUCUCAAAGCACAGAGACCGUGUGUAGAUUUUGUGAAGGUCCCUGAUACAUUAUGUUGACCCUUUGUAACCCCCUAGAGAACAUGUGAAUUAUUUAGUAAUAUGGCAUCAAUCAGUAUAAUGUAAAACAUUUGUAUUAUGUUGAUGAUCGUAUGGUUCAGUGCUUACACUGUACAAUCAUUGACAUAAUAGAGACUUCAGUUCCAUUUGUAUAUUAUUUAAUGUUUAUUUCAUUGGUAUAUGAAUGAGAUCUUAUGUCUGUGAAUACAGUAAUGUUCUUUUAUGCUUUUUAUAUGAUUAAGAGUUCGUAUGAGGAUUACCUGUAAAAAAAAAACACCCAGUUUGCUUUAUUUUUAAUAUCUCCAAUACUUAAAACUUAGGUACAGUAUACAUGAAUACUGUAUUAUUUUUGUUUUUUGUUUGCCAUAGGAAUAUUGUAUCCAUAAAAUUCAUUAUUUUAUUCUUCUGACUAGUGAAAUGCACAAGUACAUAGUAUUCUGACAGGUGUAUUUAAUGUGUGCAAAAGAUUGAUAUUCAGCGACACUAGUUAUGCUGUUCCUGGAAUGCUGUAGGCUUUCCUAUGUGCAACAUGGCAUUUCUCAGGGUAGCAUCAAGAUUUAACAUUUACAUUAUUAUUAAAUCACAAAGUGUCACUUGAAUCCAUACUAGACAGCAAUUUACACCCACUUUAGGAGAGAGUGUGGGAUCUGAGAUGAUUCAAGCUCACCUAAAUAAGGGUGCACACCUAAUAAAGGGUCAUGUAUACUUUAGCUGUCUGCAAGCAUGGCAUUUCAAUAAUAUACAGUACAGUACAUAGAUAAUGUAUUAGAUAAGUGUCGUAUGCAUCCCUGUGUUGUAGAGCAAUAACACCCUAAUUGAUAAAUGUACAGUAGAACGUAUCUGUAAUACAUUACGUAACUUAUGAUAUACGAAGUCCAAGGUAUCCACUACAUAACGAUGCUGCUGCAAUAUUUAUGUUUUAUGUUAUGUUUUGUUGCCCCAUGUGAAGUAAUAGUUUAAAUUGUGUUAAGAUUAAUACAACCAUCUUGAUCUUGUGUGCAUGUAAUGGUAGUCAUGCUGUGUCAACAUUUUCCCUCAUUUACAUCAUUAGAAACUCCUUUGAAAAAAUGGGAGAGCCAAUUUUUACCCAUUGUGAUUUGGGAUUGUACAGUAUAACCCUCCCAUCAUGAUUCCGGGUUAUACAGUAUACCCGCCAUCAUGAUUCCGGGUUAUACAGUAUACCCGCCAUCAUGAUUCCGGGUUAUACAGUAUACCCGCAUCAUGAUUCCGGGUUAUACAGUAUACCCGCAUCAUGAUUCCAGGUUAUACAGUAUAUCCAUCAUGAUUUGGGGGUAUACAGUAUACCCCAUUAUGAUUCGGGGGUAUACAGUAUAUCCCCAUCAUGAUUCGGGGGUGUACUGUAAUGUUUUUCAGGAAACUGAGAAACUGACACUACUUAAAGCCUUGUCUAAUUUCAUGAUUUGAAGGAAGGAAAUAAUUCACAAAACAUUAUCCUGUCAAUAUUUAUUUAAUUAAGUACAGUACAUACUUCAUUAUUGGAGCAACUUGUGUACAUUUUUUUUUUAUAGAUGAUGAUAAUGAAGUAUAUUUAUAUUUUGCUGAAAAUUAUAACUUAAAAGAAAGUUAAAUUGUUUAAUACUGCCAGAUUCUCCUCAUGUGGCUUGUGUAUAAUUUAUUGUUAGUGUAAAAUACACUCACGAUAAAUUAUGCUCAAUUCGCUCGGAGGAGAAUUUUAAAAAUUAGUAAAAUUCACAGUUUUCAUGCCACAAGAUCAGGAUACUCAUUAAGACUCUACCUCAGUUUGAUUGCAAAAGAAGCUUGUGAUGCCAGACUAUAGCCCAAAAAAAGAAAAAAAAAAAACUCCAGGUCAUAGGAUUGGAAAUUAAAGUAGUAGAUGAUGAGAUAGAAGCCAUAGAAGCGUAAUUAUGAGAGGGCUUCUUGGACGAAUAUUUGAUGGAGAUUACGAAUGGGUAUUUCAUAGCAGUUUUGAGUCGAGUGUGAAAGGGAAUGAAUGUUUAAUGAUAUAGUUGGGUAACCAAAAAAGGUAAUGUUGUAUAAGUUGUAAUAAAUUGUAGACCAAAAAUUUAAUACAUAUAAGUAACACAUUGAGAGUUAGUAAGGAGAAUUUACAGCCCAACAUGGGGAAAGCUUCGUAUCCUCAGCAGCUAUUAAUAAACAUUUUGAUGUCAUUUUAUGAAGGGGUAGGGAGAUCGAGUGGGCACCAUUCCAAAGUAUCCAUGUUCAAUAGUUGGUAAAUCUCCUUAAAUGUAGAGACCUAUAGGUGAGUAAUGUUAUGCUAGGAGUACCUUCUUUUACUAGUUCCAUCCUCAACGUAUGUAGAAUGACUUGUCUACAGCAUUUGUGAUUCAUUUGAAGCCAUUUGAGUUAAAACUUGUUUCUCUCUCUCUGUGACAGCAACAAAGAGAGGCAAAAAUGUGUCAUUAUAAAAUUUCCCAUUGAUAGGGUUCUUUGUGGAAGCCUCUGCCUUAAAUGUGGGAAGUACACUUAUAAAUGUAGAUACAUUUAGGAAAAAAUGUCCUUGUGGUUCAUAAAUGAAAAUUGUAUAUAUAUCGGUGAUUGUUUAGAUCUAAAAUAUCCAUCCUCAAAAAUCUAAUACAGUACAGUACUGUACUUUGACAACAUUUGUCUAAUUUGUAUCACUCUUAAAGUUGGAGGGAAUCUGUUUGUAUUGCAACAUUAUCAAACAAAUGAAAUCAUUUUUGACUAUUGUUGCUUUUUUGUCUGAAUUUAACAUGCAUAUACAGUACAGUAACGAGGUACAUGCUGAUACAGUAACGAAGUACAGUACAUUAGAGUUGUGUGGAAUUUAAUGUUUCUAAAUUAAUGUUACUAAAUAAUUUGGAAUAACUAUGCUAUUAUUGCCGAUAUCUUCUUUUAUACAGACGCGGAAUGCGGUAACUGUCACCAAAUAUAAUAAUAAUACCAAUGUUAAUUCAAAAGAAUGUGUGUACAAAGAACAUAAGAGUAAUGUUAAUAGGGAUAGGAGUUACACAUACGAAUGAAGCCACUAUUAAACUGUUAUACUAAUGUAAGACAUUUUGUUUGGCAUGUCGAACUUUGUGGCUGAUUACUCCAAGAAAGUAAUAGAAAACAACAACUAUAUGGGUGAUAACGAGUUUUUAACCUCCAUUUGCUAAAAGAAUUGGUGUUUGUAUAUUUUUAGUAAUACAGUAUGUACAUAACAGCUAGUAAUACUGUAUGAUCAUAACUGCUAGUAAUAUAAACAUCAUUGUCAUUGCCUGCAGAGUAAUACGACCAUCAUUGUCAUUGCCUGCAGAGUAAUACGACCAUCAUUGUCAUUGCCUGCAGAGUAAUAUGAACAUCAUUGUCAUUGCCUGCAGAGUAAUAUGAGCAUCAUUGUCAUUGCCUGCAGAGUAAUAUGAACAUCAUUGUCAUUGCCUGCAGAGUAAUAUGAGCAUCAUUGUCAUUGCCUGCAGAGUAAUACGAACAUCAUUGUCAUUGCCUGCAGAGUAAUACGAACAUCAUUGUCAUUGCCUGCAGAGUAAUACAAACAUCAUUGUCAUUGCCUGCAGAGUAAUACGAACAUCAUUGUCAUUGCCUGCAGAGUAAUACGAACAUCAUUGUCAUUGCCUGCAGAGUAAUACGAACAGAACUAAAAUAGAAGACGAUUGUAACAGGUAAGGAAAAGUUAAGAAUUACAAAUGUUUGUUUCAGACAAAAUAAUAUAACUGCACGAUUAUAGCUAAGGAAUUUACUGUAGUUAUAAUAAUAGUAGUGUGUGGAAGUUUUGCAAGAAAUUUUGAGAAUCUCAUGUGUCACGAUUUUCUUAUAAAACUUUACCAAUGUCUCACUAAUGUAGAGUAAGGAAUUGUUAGUACAAAACUACCGAGUGCCAGGGUUUUGGAAGUUUUCAUCAUAUUGAUGGACAGAGUAAAUAGGAUGGAAAUAUGUUUGUAAAGUGAAGUUUGCAUUUUUGUAUAUGAGAUAAUAAGAUGAACCUAAUGUUAUGUGAGUACUUGAAGGUAGCAAAAACGAAUGCAUAUGGAUAUUUUUCUGUUCUAUGACAGUUUGACUGAAUUUUAACAUAUGCUGCUACUGUGUUCAGUGAGGUGAAAGAAAGCAAUGAGAAAUAAGUUAAGAGAAGCAGAGACGCACAUAGGAGUAUUUUUAAGGAAAAUAGUUAUUGAGCAAUGUUAAAUGCUGAGGUGGCCGUAUCAGCCUGUUUGUACAUUAUUUUCCCUACAGUAAUAUACUUUGCACGAGACAAACACAGGGAAUGGCAGAGUGUGAAGGACUGUGCCAUUUAUAAUGAUAAAAAGUGAAGUGAGAUCCACUGGAAAAGCUUCAGGUGUAACAGUCAAGUUAAAAUGCAAACCUAUGUAAUGUGAUUCAUUCAAUGCCUCAUAUUUUAUAGAAGGCUUUUCAUAUAUUUCCAAUGCAGCCCAGUUGUUCAGCUACUGUGUGGGCCUUUGUGCUGAACCAAUGAUAGAAGACAGUCCAGUCUCAGUCAGUGCACAAUAACAGGUUACAAUACCAGGUUGCCUACUGCUGUAUACUCUUUAGUCUCCUGUUACUAUAUUGUAAGGUGUCAGUUCUUGACAUUCCUGUGUGUGGCGAGGGAUGCAGUAAUAAUGAGUUAGGAAAUGAUAUUAAUCACUUUAAAAUAAAUAAAUGAAUGUGUAUAUUAUAUUAUUACAUAAAUACAUAUAUACUGUAAAUAUAAAAUCGGCAAUGAAUUCACACAGUGUAGUGAGGCAAAUAUUACACAGUGCACACUUAUCUGUGCUCUGACCACUCUGCCACUCUACAAAAGAAGCUGUGAGAGUUUGCCAAUGCUUAGUUGAUUCCUUGGUGAAUUUCUUAAGUUGUAAUUGUUAUGUUGUGGCUAUCCAAGCAACAUGAAAUGGUGAUGAAAUGGUGAUCACUAAGAUGUGAAUUUGAGUCCAGAACAAAAAACUUUUUUUUUU